Octopus sinensis (East Asian common octopus) is the source of this 2406-nucleotide messenger RNA. Its product is annotated as mediator of RNA polymerase II transcription subunit 11. Gene Ontology annotation, biological process: regulation of transcription by RNA polymerase II. The record is from RefSeq and is a predicted model, not a curated record. Gene Ontology annotation, molecular function: transcription coregulator activity. Gene Ontology annotation, cellular component: mediator complex. The transcript is spliced from 3 exons. NCBI's taxonomy places the organism in Eukaryota, Metazoa, Mollusca, Cephalopoda, Octopoda, Octopodidae. Bases 121 to 528 code for a protein of 135 amino acids.
UUCCCAGAUUACCCACAAUGCAACUGAACGCCAUGCUUCUUUCGUUGUGGUAAUUUCUGUGUCGCGGUGAAAAAUUUAAUUAAAAGACUAAAGUAACUAAUUAAAAAUAUCUGCCCCACGAUGGGAUCUGGUCCAGUAGAAAGACUUCGUCAACUUGAAAUGAUUGAGCGUGAUAUAGCUACAGCAAUUCAUAGCUCAGGUCAAGCUCUGCAAGAACUAUCCAAAGAUAAACCAAGUAUGAAGCAAGUAGAAAGUCACACUACCAGCUUCAUUAAAACACUUGAAAGUGUUGAGAUUGGACUUACAAAGCAAAUCAACUAUCUCACUCAGGUGUCUACUGGUCAGCCUCAUGAAGGUUCUUGUUAUGCAGCACAGAAAGAUCUCCUGAUGGCCAUGCAUAGAGUUGAACAUGUCAAAAGCAGACUUAAUGAACUUGAAAAAAUUCACAAUGAACAUUUACAUGGUUACCUUGCAUCUGCUCCACAAGGCUCUGGCAUGCGCAGGCCAUUUCAAUCAUCACAGAUUUAAGCUGAGUUAGCAACAUGGAAGCUGGGCUUCAUUUGAUAUAGUAGGUACCUAGUCUUGUACUUAAUUCAUAUCAAGCCUCCAAGGAGUGAUUAUCUGCUUUCAUCAUCAUCAUUUAACAUCUGUUUUCCAUGCUGGCAUGUCAAGAAAAAAGAAUGUGAAUUAAGAUGGAAGCAUGUAGGGAUUAAUAAAGGGCACAGAACUUUUGGUAAAUAAGAUUCUUGCCCAAAGAAACAAUACAUCAAACCAGUAUUUCAUAGACUGUAUACAUUGAUUUCUUAUACAAAAUAUUUCCCUUCUUCCUAAAAGCCUUUGAAGAAAUCAGAGUAAGUGCUUGGCUGUUAGAUUCUCCUGUCAGGUUUCAGCUUCAACAUCAGUCCCUGUAUUAAUCUUAAAUGCACCAUCACAUCUAAUUCUCACAUGACCCUAAAGUUGUCAUUACAUCUAAAGAAUCAUUAUCAAAAGACUUAAUUUUAUGAAAUAAAGUGUCUUUUCUAUACUUAUUACAUAUAUUUCUUCUGUUGUUGUAUGUCAAAUUUAGCAGAAACUGAACAUACCUUCGUAGCUAGAAAGAGCAGUCAAAUCUCCAAAUUACAUUUGAAAAUUAAGAUUUGACUGCUAGAUAGAACCAGGGAAGUGACACAAUAUAGAUUGCCACAAUAUGAACCCAUGUGAUAUUAAACAUCUCUUUGAUAUCUUCUCUUACUCCAAGUGAUAGUCCACAAUACUAGUUUAUUUCACUUUAGCUAGUCACUAUCCAUUAUUGCAGAGUCAGCAAGAUCAUUAAAUCUAAGAUUGAAUUAUUGUAGAUAUUACCUAAUGAAACAUAUGACUUUUUUUUUUUUUACAAAGCUCUUCCAACACCAUGUACUCUAGCUUAAAUUUUGUGCUUCGAAAGAGUGACUACAUUGUAUAUUUGAUCUUCACAAAAACAGCAUUUUAUACUCAAGGACUAUCAGCUGAGAAAGUCUGCACUCUUACAGUGAAACACAAAGUGUGCUGAACCUACAAACAAGUUAUUGCACGUGUCUACCUGGCCCAAACAAAGUUGACUAGUGCUACUGAACAAUGAAAAACUGAGGAUGGCAAAAAUAAACAGUUUCUUCUUGAGAAGAAUUUUUCUUUUUAAUGAGAACAAAAUUGUGAAAAAAUACAGGAAUUUCUUUGGAAAAGCAGAAAUUAACAAGGAAAGAACAAUGCAAAAGAAAAAAUGGAAAAUUAUAUAUAAAUAACAACAACAGAAGGAGAACAAAAAUCAUUUAAUAAACAAAUCAAUUUUUGUUGAGGUGGUUUUUUUCCCCCCCUUUUUUUUGGUGAGUUUUUUUUUUAAAGAAAAUCAGCUUUAGAUUUUGUUCUGUUUAUAACAGAAGAAAAAAAAAUUAUAUUGAAGAGUGUUGGUCUAAUUUAUCUUCUUUCAAGAAACAAAUUUAGAACUAUAGGCAGAAUUAGUGAGGUUAAAAAAAAUUAUAGAUGCUCAACUUAUUCAGAAUUCUUUUCAAUGAAGAAUAUUAGUUUUGUUUUAGUAAACCUUUAUCAACAACAGUCACGAUGGCCUCAUAUAGGGGUUACUUUGUAAGGCUAUCAUGAGUCAACAAUAUUGGAGGGAGGGAGAGGAUAUUUUUCAGCUAAUCUUUCUAUUUAAUAAUAAUAAUAAUAAAGCCUAAAAAUAACCAGUUACUGGACGAUAUUUUUUUAUACAUUGCAUGAUUAAGGCUGUUCUUAAAAAUAAAAAUAUAAAGAUCAUAGGGGCAUGUCUUUAUGAAAUCUUAAGUAAAAAGGGGCAAACAAAAGUCAGAAAAUACAUUUGAAAAAUUAGAAUAAUAUGUGCAAAAUGUAAUUAAACUAACUGUACAUGAUUGAAGCAAAUUUGUUAAACAUUGG